Messenger RNA from Rodentolepis nana, 927 nucleotides. Lineage: Eukaryota; Metazoa; Platyhelminthes; Cestoda; Cyclophyllidea; Hymenolepididae. The record is from the annotation of a GenBank genome assembly.
AUGUCUGGUAAGAAGGGAGAUCAGUUGGGUUUCGCGGAAAAUUUCUGCCUUAGCGGUGCCGCUGCGGUUAUUGCUAAGACCGCAGCUGCUCCGAUUGAGCGCGUCAAGCUCCUGGUUCAAAAUCAGGGUGAGAUGUUAAAGUUGGGAACACUGGACAAACCUUACAAUGGUGUUAUUGAUUGCACUCUAAGAACCUUCCGCUCCGAGGGUCUUUUGCCAUUCUGGAGAGGAAAUCUUCCCAACUGUCUUCGUUAUUUCCCAACCCAAGCUCUUAACUUUGCCUUCAAAGACAAGGUUAAGGCUGCCAUCAAGCCCAACAAGGACGAUCCUUAUGCUAUUGCUUUCUCCAAGAAUGUUGUUAGCGGUGGUAUUGCUGGUGCUCUGUCACUUGUCUUUGUGUACUCAUUGGACUACUGUCGAACUCGUCUUGCAAGUGAUACCAAAUCGGCCAAGAAGGGUGCUGCUCGUCAAUACGACGGUAUGAUUGAUGUUUACAAGAAAACGUGGAAGACUGACGGUAUUGUUGGUCUUUACCGUGGUUUCGUGAUCUCAUGUAUUGGUAUUGUGGUUUAUCGUGGAUUCUAUUUCGGUCUCUAUGAUACCAUCAAGCCUAUCUUCCUUGGUGAAGAUGCCGGUGUCACCCUUAGCUUCAUUUUGGGUUAUGGUGUUACCGUUACUGCUGGUCUCCUCUCAUAUCCCAUAGACACUAUUCGUCGUCGAAUGAUGAUGACUUCAGGUGCUGCUGUUAAAUACAAGGGGUCCAUUGAUUGUGCUGUGAGCAUUAUCCGUGAAGAAGGUGCUAUGGCUCUGAUGCGCGGUGCCGGAGCUAAUAUUCUCCGAGGCGUUGCCGGUGCUGGUGUACUCGCUGGUUUUGAUAAAUUCAAACAGGUCUACAUCACCUAUCGUCUUGGAAAACCCAGUGCUUAA